Molecule: messenger RNA, 1446 nt
Organism: Cucumis melo (muskmelon)
Lineage: Eukaryota; Viridiplantae; Streptophyta; Magnoliopsida; Cucurbitales; Cucurbitaceae
Product: PI-PLC X domain-containing protein At5g67130
Exons: 7
Coding region: 67-1170 (367 amino acids)
Biological process (GO): lipid metabolic process
Molecular function (GO): phosphoric diester hydrolase activity
Source: RefSeq, a predicted model, not a curated record
GUGUGAUGCCCAACAAACAAAUUAAAUACCCACCUAAACAUUUGAAUUUCUUCUUCUUAUUGAUAUAUGAAGAUGAAGAAACCUUGUUUUCAUAUCAACAAACUCCUAAUUUCAUUAUUCCUCAUCUUCUCAUUACUUCUUGAAGCAGCAGUAGCUGCAGCAACCUGCUCCAAUGGACCUUGCAAGGUGGGAGAUGAAUGUUCUUCAAGUGAAGAUUGUGGAGAUGGAUUGUACUGUUUUUCAUGUAUACCAACAUUCUUUGGUGGCUCCAAAUGUGUUAGAUCUACUUAUACCAAUCAAUUCAAACUUUUGAAUAAUUCAUUGCCAUUUAAUAAGUAUGCAUAUCUAUCAACCCACAAUUCAUUUGCUAUUGAAGGAGAGCCCUCUCAAACAGGAGUUCCACGAGUAACUCUUAACAAUCAAGAGGACACAAUUUCUCAACAACUCAAUAAUGGGGUUAGAGCUUUCAUGUUGGAUACCUAUGAUUUUCUUGGAGAUGUUUGGCUAUGUCAUUCCUUUGGAGGAAAAUGCUACAAUUACACUGCAUUUGAACCAGCACUGAACACACUGAAGGAAAUAGAGGCUUUUUUAGAAGCAAACACUGAAGAGAUUGUCACGUUGAUCUUAGAAGAUUAUGUUCAAUCUCCCAAUGGAUUGACCAAGGUAUUCACCAAUGCGGGGCUAAAGAAAUUCUGGUUUCCGAUCACGAACAUGCCAAAGAAUGGUGAGGAUUGGCCUCGAGUCUCUGACAUGGUUGCUAACAACCAAAGGUUGCUUGUUUUCACAUCAAAUAACACAAAGGAAGCAGCAGAGGGAAUAGCAUAUCAAUGGAAUUACAUGGUUGAAAAUCAGUAUGGGAAUGAUGGAAUGAAAGAAGGGAGUUGUUCAAACAGGGGAGAAUCAUCAAGACUUGAUGACAAGGGAAAAUCACUAAUUUUAAUGAACUAUUUUCCAACAGUUCCAUUGAAGAUAGAAGCAUGUGUGGAUAAUUCUAAGAAUUUAUUAGGCAUGCUUCAAACCUGUCAUGGAGCAGCUGGUAACAGAUGGCCCAAUUUUGUGGCUGUUGAUUUCUACAAGAGAAGUGAUGGAGGAGGGGCAUUUCAAGCUUUGGAUACUUUGAAUGGGAAGCUCUUGUGUGCUUCACAGGACAUUCAUUCCUGUGUGGGGUAAAGGAUCUAUCAACAAUAAUUAUUAUAUGUUUGUAGCUUUUUGGAGUAUAUUUAAAAAAAAUAUAUUUAUUAAAAAAUUUAAUUCUCACUUAGGUCAUGUUUACCCUAAUGAAAACGUAAUAGAUCAACGAGCAUAAAGAAAAUGAGUUCUCGUUUGAUUACUUUUGAAGUUAUUUACGUGUGUUAUGCGAUUGUGUACUGAUACAUAGGUCCACAUCCAAAUAUGUAACAAAAUAACACAAUUUGAUUGAUGAGUUGAAGAUGCUCAAUUUGAUUA